Oncorhynchus gorbuscha (pink salmon) is the source of this 2352-nucleotide messenger RNA. RefSeq names its product carbohydrate sulfotransferase 11-like. The transcript has 4 exons. Gene Ontology annotation, molecular function: sulfotransferase activity. The record is from RefSeq and is a predicted model, not a curated record. Gene Ontology annotation, cellular component: membrane. Lineage: Eukaryota; Metazoa; Chordata; Actinopteri; Salmoniformes; Salmonidae. Bases 634 to 1500 code for a protein of 288 amino acids. Gene Ontology annotation, biological process: carbohydrate biosynthetic process; proteoglycan biosynthetic process.
CCUUCAUCAUAAAAAUACAUUUGUGUUUUUCCCCUGGCCAGUUGUGUCUGCAACUCAUUAUUUGCUGGCUUCACGUACCGUAAAGUGUCGCUCCUUUUGUGGUUGAACAGUUGCAACUUUUCAACCGCGCAGAACAUGCGUGGAUGUACAUCAACAUGACGAAUUGCACAAGUAACAACCAGCAAUUUUAUUGGAAGAAGAGGCUGUUCUAUAUGUACCCGGGCAAUGUUCUCGAAUGUCCAAAUCCCUAACAUUACUUGAGCGUGGAACGGUCAUUUUUUUCGCAUGAAUUACAAACGGAUUUGGGUCGGCUUUGUCGUUCCUUAAGAUUCAGGAUGAGAAAACCCAAAGUUAAUCGGAUGGUUCUUGCGAUGUGCUUGGGGUGUUUUAUAAUGGUUAUAUUCUAUUUUCAGAGCAACUUGAAACCAGUGUUCCUGAAUGGUCCAGUCUCAGCCCCGACUUCAAAACUGAAGAGAAUGUUUGAAUAUUGCUGCUCAUGAAUGAUUCCGAACCAAAUGUACUGAGCUUGGGCAAUGUUUACUAAAACAAAUGUUGCCGUAAGAGAGUAAAGCCUCAGCACAGGGUCGUGGGAGGAGCAGCGGCCAGGGGAAGUCAUGGAGGAGUCCACUCCAGAUGCUCUAUGACAGUGACCAGCUGGAGCAGUCGACGGUGCAGGUGACCCACCAGGGUCGGCGGGAGCUGCUGGAGGACGCCUGCCGCUCAUACACGCGCAAGCGUCGCGUGCUCGUCCCCGAGGACCUCAAGCACGUCAUUGUGGAUGACCAGCAUGGCCUGCUCUACUGCUACGUGCCCAAGGUGGCCUGCACCAACUGGAAGCGUGUCCUAAUGGUCCUGACAGGAGCCGCUGGCCCCCACCGCGACCCCCUCGCCAUCCCCGCCAACGAGGCCCACGUGCCUGGCAACCUGCGCACCCUCUCUGAGUAUUCCACCUCUCAGAUCAACCAGCGGCUGCGCUCCUACCUGAAGUUUGUGUUCGUGCGUGAGCCCUUUGAGCGGCUCGUUUCAGCUUACCGCAACAAGUUCACACGCAGCUACAACACAGCCUUCCACAAGCGCUACGGCACCAAGAUCAUCCGCCGGCACCGGCCCAACCCCCAGGCCGAAGCACUGGAGCGGGGAGACGACGUCUCCUUCGAGGAGUUUGUGUACUACCUGGUGGACCCGGCCACACAGCGCGAGGAGCCCUUCAAUGAGCACUGGGAGCGUGUGCACUCGCUGUGCCACCCCUGCCUCAUCCACUACGACGUGGUGGGCAAGUACGAGACGCUGGAGCAGGACUCCCGCUACGUGCUGCAGCUGGCUGGGGUGGAGGGCCAGGUGACUUUCCCUGCCUCGGCCAAGAACACCAGGACUACGGGAGACAUGGCCGCUCAGUUCUUCAACAACAUCAGACCCUUCUAUCAGAAGAAGCUGUAUAACCUCUACCACAUGGACUUCCUGCUGUUCAACUACACCACGCCGGAGUACCUGAAAUUUUGAUGACGUUACGCUUCUUAGGGGGAGCCUUAGUUUGAACCAUCUAUCAUAAGCACUACGUAGUUGGAACGUAGUAGUUGGAACGUAGUAGUUGGAACGUAGUAGUUGGAAGCGUGACAUUGUGCCCGGCCCCACUAGCUUAUUACUUGUGAUGUAUAGCUGAUGUCAGCUAUUCUGGCGGCUUUUAACAGCUGUUGCUUAUAACAACAUUAUGUAUAACCUCUGACAGAGGGUUCAAAAGAAGUGGUACAGACACUUUUAACAUGGGUACUGGAACUCUUCAAAGCACAGGUAUGUUUUACGGAGAGGACUAACCUGGUGAAAUCUAAGGAACUAAAGAUAUCUUUCAUAUCAAAAGUGAGAGUGGCUUUAAGAUGAGACAACGGGGAAUGGACACUUAAGAUGAAGAUGUUGUACUGUUAGCAAUGAGCCAAUGGAGAUUAAAUAAUUGCCUCUGUAUGUGUAAAAUGCACCUCAAGUGCACAUUAACUCAAAAUGACCAAACUUUGACACCACCAACAAACUUUGGUUUCAAUUAUAAUUUUUUCUUUCAAAGUUUAUUUUGUCACCACCAUUCUACAGUAAGACUAAAAGGAACGCAAACUAUCUGAAGUAAUAGGGGUGCUGAAAGUAUCUCUAUCAGUGCCUUUGAGUGGGUCUUAUGACUUAAAGGUGCAUGACAUCCUCUGGAAAUGUGACAUCAGUGUUUUCCUUAUACUGUAGAGAGUUGACUCUCAUUGGACGGUUUAUUUAUUGUGAUAUUUGUGUCCCAGUGUCAACAAACUGCAGAUAGAGCACACAUUUAGACAUUAGGAAUAACUACCAUAACAUCAGUCAAAUAAACACAUCUAAGCA